AUGGGGAUGGAGACGGAUGCGAAAGGUUAUGUAUCGGAAAAGGAUCGAGAUGGAGUGUUUAAGACUCAACUUUGUUUAUUGGAAAAUCGUACGUGCUUUGACUGCGAUGCACCUAAUCCUAGUUGGUUAUCGCUAAGCUUCGCAAUCUACCUCUGCCUCAAUUGUUCUGGUCGCCACAGGCAAAUGGGCACACAUGUAUCGUUUGUUCGUUCCAUAGAUAUGGACAAGUUCACUGUUGAGCAAUUGGCCAGAAUGACUUCUGGGGGAAACAAACGGGCCAAGAUCUACUUUGACUCUAAGGGUAUUCCCAGAAAUUCACACGGAUAUUCCUCAAAGGCAGCUGCUAUCUACAAGUUGUUACUAGAUGGCGAUAAAACUAAAAUUGAUAGCAUAGAUACUAGCAAAAUUGAAGGACAAGACAAGAAGAAAAUAAUCGAUGAUGAUUGGUUUGAUCAGAAGAUGAAAUCGAUCACUCCUGCCAAAAAAUUGGGUGCUAGACAAAUAGACAAUUCUGAAUUUGAUAACUUAUUCACAAAAACUAAUCCUGCAGUUUGUGAUACUAAUUAUCCUCCAUUUUCAUAUGUGGAUGGUAAUUCUGAAUUUAUGACUCCUCCUCCCUCCAAUACAUAUUCAACUUCUACACCUCAUCACCAGCACAAUCCUUACGGUGGUCACUUUUCCAGCAUCUCCAAUGCAUAUGCAACAAACUCUUUCGGGGACUCUUCAACCUUCCGUACCAACACUAGAGUGUCUAAUAGAGAGAACAAUGAUUAUUGGCCUGCCAUUGAAGAGACUGCUCAGAAUAACAUUCAUGAACUAAAGGAGGGGAUUAAAUACAUCAUUUCUAAGGGCAAUGUGUUUUACGAUAAGGCAAGGAAUUGGUUCAACAACAUAUAA
This is a messenger RNA of Babesia microti strain RI, 897 nucleotides long. RefSeq names its product ADP-ribosylation factor GTPase-activating protein 2/3. The record is from RefSeq and is a predicted model, not a curated record. Gene Ontology annotation, biological process: COPI coating of Golgi vesicle. The coding region runs from base 1 to 897 and encodes 298 amino acids. Gene Ontology annotation, molecular function: GTPase activator activity. The transcript is spliced from 2 exons. NCBI's taxonomy places the organism in Eukaryota, Apicomplexa, Aconoidasida, Piroplasmida, Babesiidae.